AUGGCGGCGAUGCUCGGCCGCAAACCUCUCUCUAUCUCAACGGACGGCCAUAAAGCGCAGCCGCCGGUGGCUGCAGCUAUGACAACGCCGCCGCCGUCCCCGCCACAGCGUCUGAACAUGGCCGAGUCCAGCACGCCAGCGGGACCAUCCCGCCAGCGUGAAAGGAGCCCGCCCAAAGGCACAUCGCCAGUACGCACCGACAGCGUUACUAAAGGCCGCUCACAGGGCUGCGCUCCGAGCCCGACUGAGGAAAACAAGCCUCGCCACUACCGAGAUCGACGACCGUCUAUGGCAACGUGUGAGGCUCUUCUUCGCCCGCGGCCGUACGAGGAGAUUGCGGCGGAGAUUGCCUAUCUCAGUGCCUCCCUAGAGGUACACUCGAGCAACACUAGGGCGCUAAUUCGUCGGUACGCGCAGGCCGAGGAUGAGUUGCGCCCUCUGGAGCAUGUGUGGUGCAAGCAGCGCAGGAGAUUGCGGAAACAGCUCAACUUGUUGCGCGUGCAGAUAAAUGGGGCGGCCACGCAGGAGCAGGCCGUCUUCAUCCGGCUGAGCGAGCUGUAUAUGGAAGCGCAGAGCCGGGAGACGCGGGCGCAACGAAGCCAACAGUCCAAGAUCAGCAGUAGCGACCGCAGCUGUGGGGGGUCGUCUAUCGACGGUCGAACGAAUCCCACCACAUCCUCGACGUCGUUGAACACCAGGUCGAGACCGGGCACGCCGCUGAAUGCAGAGGCUUUGGAAUUCGUGCCCCAGGUCAAAGGCACCGACCCACGCGAGAGUGACGAGUCGAUUAUCGAUGCCGACCCUCAUCUGGCGGACGCGUUGAAGGCAACGACUGAGGACAGCCCGAAGGCACCAAUAAUUGCUUGCGGGGCCGGGGACGACGACACCGACCCGCACGCCAUGAGUGGGGGCGACGCCGACUUUGAGUGCAAUCAUGGGCUGAAAUACGAGUUUGCGGUGACACCAGACGACGACGGCGAGUUGAGACCGGUUCCCCGACGGAUGCCCUCGGCGCACGAAGAUGUUGAGAAAAUGCUCGAAAGGCGUCCAAGCUUGCCCAAUAUGUCGUCACUGUGGCCGGGCUGA
Purpureocillium takamizusanense is the source of this 1086-nucleotide messenger RNA. RefSeq lists its product as uncharacterized. The record is from RefSeq and is a predicted model, not a curated record. The transcript is spliced from 2 exons. NCBI's taxonomy places the organism in Eukaryota, Fungi, Ascomycota, Sordariomycetes, Hypocreales, Ophiocordycipitaceae. The coding region runs from base 1 to 1086 and encodes 361 amino acids.